This is a messenger RNA of Adineta steineri, 16314 nucleotides long. NCBI's taxonomy places the organism in Eukaryota, Metazoa, Rotifera, Eurotatoria, Adinetida, Adinetidae. The record is from the annotation of a GenBank genome assembly.
AUGCUUAGCAAAUUAAAUUUAGAUCAUAAAAUGUUCUUUGAUCGUUAUCAAGGCCUAUUUACACAAAAUAUAAAACAAAAGUUUUACGAAUUUUCACAUAUUGCUCGGCUACUUCGAUCGUUAGGUUCACGAGAUGAUCUAUUUGGUAACUAUUUUUCAGCUUAUACGGCAUAUAGUUCUUCACAGGACGUAUGGAACAUGUUUUUAUGUCUAAGUAAAAUCGGUGAUCUGAAUGAAAUAAUGCAAAAGCAUCUCAUUUUGAUUUUACCCCCACGAAUCGACCAUAUAUCAAUUGAAGACUUUAAACAAUAUACUAAAUUAGCCAAAGAUUGUUUAAAUGAAAUCAACGAUGAAAAGCGACCACCUUUUUUGAAAAUAUUCGAAAGAGUACUUUAUGCAUUUCUAAAUAAACAACUUCAUGAUGACCAGUAUUCGUAUAAAUUCACAGAAUCAGAUCUGAAGGAAUUUUUAAAUACCAGUCUCGAAUUGUUGGUGUCAAAUAUUCUUGAAAAUCCGUCAUAUUUACUUAUUAUUCGACAUUUAUUAUUUAAAUUAGAUAGACAAACAACGAAUAAGUUUGAAAAACUCAAGUGUCUAUUCAAAAGGUUGGAUAAUCUUAAUGAAAUUUUAUGCGAAGCAAAUGAUCCUGCUUUAAUUAUUCAAGAUGACUGGUUAAUCGAAUAUAUUUUUCGUAUUCCUCACGAUUGGUUAAAUCUAACCAAACAUAAUUAUCAAAGUCUUUGUGAAAUGCAUCACAAUAAUCGUUGGUCAAUUUAUAUUUGGUCAAAAAUUGUAAACUUGGGUUUGUUAAGAUCAGAAAUUACUAAACCGAAUGAAAUACUCGUAAAAUUGAACGAAUGGUUGACAAAAGUUAACCAUGAUACUUGCACUGUUAACAAUACUUUAACAAUUAUUUUUGUAAGAAAUAUAUUCGAAGUUAUCAUUAACAAGCAGAUCACAUCUCCAUUGUUACUUUCAAAUAUCGAAUCAAUUGUCCAAUAUAUUCUACGCAUUAGAGAAGAUGCACCACCACAUUUAAUUGAUACAAAAGCAGUGGAUAAUUUCGUUGAUAAUGUUAAACAAUCGAUUAAAGACGUCUUAUUAUUAAAUGGUACACGUAGCAUAUAUCGCGAAUUAUCGGAUCAGUCAAUCGUUUAUCAAUUUCUUCCUCAAAUCGAUUUGAAUAGUAUUUUGACUUCACAUGAUCCACAACAAUAUAAAUUCCCUGUUACAACAAAACAAAUUGAUUCACUUGUUUCUAAUCAGAAACCAAAUGAUAUCGAUAUAACCAACGCAGAAUCGAAUGAGCACUACUUUCGUAAUUUCAUAUUACAAGUGAACGUGUGGCUGCAAUGGUUUGAUAAACUAACUGACAUCUUUCAGCAUAUACUCGAAUGGCUUAAACUUUGGAGAAUGGACGGUGCUGAUCAGUUAUUGAACGAUAUUCAUAUGAUGAGGGAUGAUUCAAUUACUAUCGGUAAAAUAAAAACAAUAAUUCUAAAAAUCAUAAAAAUACUAAAACCAUUCAACAACCUUCAACGUUUUUGUGAUCUAUUUAAUUUUCUACAAUUAUUUGAAAUUGUCGGCGAUAGUGCAUUAAGCAGUCGAGAUCAGUUUCACCCUUACAUGGCAGAGCUAAAAAGUUUAUAUCCAAAUAGUAUGUUCACAGUUGAUUGUAACACUCGACACGAACAAUGCAUUUCGAUUAAUGAUCGUCGACAUGUUCAUUGGUCACUCGUAAGUACACAUCUUCAUUGCAAUAUUACAGUAGAAUAUCGAAUGAAUGGGUCACAAAAUCAAACACAAGAAUUAUUUUGUAAAAAAGAUGUUCCUCUUGAUAAACAAGUUCUACAAGGUGAAUUUAAAACGCAACGAAAUGGUAAUCUAGUAAUGAUAAUCGACAAUCAAAAUCCACACACUCAACGUAUUAUACGGUAUCGUGUAAAACAAGUUAGUUUAGCAACAUGUCAUCUAUUUCAUGGUAUUUUUAAUAUGUAUUAUCAAAGAUAUUUUAAGCAAUCGACGCAAUUAAUUAAAGAAAAUGAAUUGAGUAAAUUGAUCGAUCAAACUUUUUCGUUUGUUGAUAAACUUUUAGAUGGUGAUGUCACUUUACAACAGAUGGAUUAUCUCAAAAGCGUUUUUCAUGAUAAAAACAUUAAUAUUCGAGAAGAAGUUCAGAAAUUGUUUGCUAAUCGUUCAACUAUAAAUAAUAAACAAGAAACGACAACAACUGUUAUGUUGAAUAUUGCAAGUGAUCAAGAAAUUGAACAAGUUUGCGAAUGGCUAAAGACUUAUCAGUGCUGUAGUUAUGUCAAUAUUAUCAUUGAUUGCGUACAAAAAUUUAAUAUUAUAUCUAAUGAUGAUAAUGAUGAAUCUCUUGAUUAUCUUCAACAACUAACUUUAAAUACAAAUUGUUCUCUAAAAGAAAUAUCACAAACUAAUAUAGAUCUUUAUCAACGUUUUCAAAAGUUAACAAGUCAACAUUUACAAUUAAUUAAAACAUUCGGAGAAUGUUCAAAUGUAGUUCAGAUGAUGAAACAAUCAGAUUUAUAUUCAAUUCAUGGAUUACGUCGAUUUCAAGAAUUACGAGAUAAUUUAACAACACAAUUUCAGUUGCAAGAACGAAAUAGUAUGAUUCUUAAUUCAUGGAUUAUUACAUAUGCUUUAUGUAAACCAUUUAUUUUUCAAGUCAAUACAUUAGAAGAGUUUGUAGAUAAACUUGCUCAGUUAGCAAAUAUUGAUGAAAGCUCAUUGGAACAUAUUAAAGUUGUCAAUGACAAUAUACAGAUUGUAAAUAUGUGGUUAUCAGCAGAAGAAACAACAAUGUUAGAUAAUGCUCUUAUUACUAUGGAACAUAUAUAUAAAACAGGUUUUGUAAACAUUCAUCUUCGACGUUUAAUGAAUACACAAUCGUAUUUUGAAAUUGAAUAUUCAAUUGACAAAGUAUCUGCACCAAUCAAAGAAACAAAUGAUUCUGACAGUGAUGAACAAUUAGGAUAUGAAGCGGAUGACGAAGUUCAACAACGAGAAAAAAUUAAAUUCACAUUAUCCAUGGCUGAUAUUGAUGAUCAUAAACGUCAAUUAACAUUUUGUAAUGUUGAUGUACAGCAAAACAUGAUUUACAAAAAGAUAUUAUUAAAUGAACAAUUAUUAUUAUUAAAACUUAUCGAAAAAAUCUAUUUAAUUCUUGUCAAACUUGAAACAGCAGGCCAUCCAAAUUUUCAAUUAAGAAAAGAUAAUUAUGAAAUUCAUGAUCGAUUUGGUGAUAUCAAUAAAAUAUUAUCUGAAGUAAGAAAUAAUCAGGAUAAUAAUGAACAACAACUUGAACUUUCAAUUAAAAAUCGAACAAAAUAUUUUGAGUUGAUCUAUCGUAACCUUGAAACAGAUUAUGAUAUGUGGAUAAAAUAUUUGGAAAAAUAUCGACAGGAAAGUCGAUUGUUGAAAUUAUUCUCAAAUCAUCAAAUAAUGAUUAUGAUAAUUUUAUUAACAACACAAAAUGAAAUUCAGCGAAAGUUUCUAGAGAAAAUAUUCUUAACAGACAAUCAAAAAGAUGAACAAUUUAAAUUAACUAUUCGCUUUUUAAGUCAUUAUUUACAAUCGUUGAGAAUCAAUGAAUGUAAUUUAUCCGAAAACAAUAUAAUACAUUUAUACAAUAAGUAUAAAAUAGAAUAUGGUACUCCUACGGAUACAAAUCUAAAACAAUUAUGUCAAUUUUUAAAAGAACUAUUUAACAAUGGAAAAGAAUUAUCAACAAAAAAUACAACAAUCAAUGAAAAUCAACAAUUUCUUGUUACAUUAAAUUCAAUAGAAAGAACGUCAGAUAAAGGAAAAUUUCAGAAUGAUUUCGAUAUGGAUACAUUCUGUAUUUUGUUGAAUAUUUUUAUUGAUCGAUUACCGGCUGAUUACCAAAUUCUUUGGUGUUCCAGUUCAACUGAAGAUGAUAUUCGAUUAUUUUUUUCACGUGUACGAACAUUCCGUUAUUUAACAUUUGCCGUUAUGGAUAUGGAUAAAAUGCAUCAUCGACUUCGAGAAUUCUUAUUAAAUGAGCAAGAUUCAUUAGCAAAACAAACUGAACCUCAUGCACCAAUUUAUUAUUUUUCACGAGAAUUAACUUCUUGUAGAAAAGGCUUACGACCAUUUAUUAUAACACCUAAAUAUCGAAAUCCCUCUCAAACUUAUUCUCAAUUGAUGACAUUAUUUCGACGAAAUAAUUUUCCACAACCACAAAUUCAGCUGAUCUAUGGAACAGCUGGAAUUGGUAAAACUCAUCGAAUCAGAACAAAUUAUAAAGAUCUUGAUAUAUCAUGUGUUAGUAUUAAUGAUAAACUAAAUUUAUCAUCAUUAAUCAGUUCAUUUUUAUCAUUUGAAUCAAAAACAUUAAAUAUUCAACCAUCUAUCUAUUUCAAUAUUUCUAUUCAUGCACCAUUUGAACAAUUAAAUCGUACGCUUUUUUCUUUAUUUGUAUGUGGUUCACUGAAUGAUAUCAGCAGUGGUCUGACAUUUUCAUCAUCGAUAACCAGACCAUGGAGAUUUAUUAUCGAAAUUCCUUAUACAACUAAAUGUAAUCUCACAAUUCAAGAUAAUUUCAAACAAAUAUUACCAUUACUUUCGAUUAUAUCACCGACAACUUUAGAAGAAGUAACAGAUACUAAUUAUCAAUUAUUUAUUGGAGAAGAAGAAGAACUUGUUGCUCGAUUUCUUAAAGCUUAUGAAAAUCAAUCGAUUGAUCGACGUCUAACAAUAUCUCGUCAUGGUGUUGAAAAACCCGUAGAAUUUAAUCCAUUAACAGAUCAUAACGAAUGUCGUCAAUAUAUUUACAAUUGUAUUGAAAGAUAUGCACCUGAAAUGCCCAGAAAUAAAAUCUUUGAACUUUCAUUUACAAAAUUCCUAUAUCGUCGUAUUCGAUUUUUUACUGGUUUUUAUUAUUGUUAUAACAUGACUAUGGAACAACUCGGUUCAAUAGCUAUGGCACAAAUGAUUGAUGAAGCUAAAUAUCUUACUCAAAUAAACUUCUCUACAAAUAAUUAUCCUCGUGUUUAUCUUGUUUACGAUCCAGAAUUUUCAUUACAUUUAUUACAUAAUAAUUGGAAUAAUGUUCCGCAUACAUUAAAAAUUCUUUUCGAUGAUUAUGAUAGAUCAAGAAGACCUGAAUAUCAAGAUAACGACUAUUUUAUCAAAUGUUUAUCAUGGUUAAUUGAUAUUUCUUACGAUACAUUCAAACGAAUAAUGAAAACAACAAAAUUUAUUUUAACAGAAAAUUUUGUUUAUAAACUUUUUCAUAUUCAUGAAAGAAAAUUAACUAAAUUAGGGUUGAUUAUUGAAGGUGAAACAGGUGUUGGUAAAACUUUUCUCCUAACAUUUUAUUCUUUAUUACUUAAUGCGAAUAUAACUGAUGGUAAACUUGAUAAUAAUAUUAUUCCACGAAUUCUUGAACGUACAAGUUUAUGGUUAUUAACAGACAUUAUUAGUAAUAUUUUAGAAGAAGAGCCGAGAUUAUUAAGUUUAUUUCUUCUGCAAAUCGAAUCGAAAUUAAAUGAAGAGGAAACACAGAUCGACGAAGAAAGUGUAUUAAAUACUAAUCUGCCUCACUUCAUGAAACAAGAAGACGAUAUAGACGAAGAUCUAUUUCAAAUACAAGAUGAACCUGUUAAUCAUGAGUUACUGAAAAAAAUAAAAUUAUCUUUACAAAAUUUUGAAUAUAAUGAUACUAUUCUAAGAAAUAUUUGGAAAACAAUUAUUAAUAUGUCGAAUGACUAUGCAAGAAAUAUUACUAAAAAACUUAUUAAUGCAUUACAUAAUUUUGUAACAUUACAAUUAAUAGAUUCUCCAUUAACUGAUAUUAGUCUUCGAUUAAAAAAUCUACUGGAAGACUCACAUGUACCAACAGUCGAAAAAUCGAUUGAGAUUUUUAAUGAAUUCGUAGUUAAUACUCGAAUUAAACCAUUAUUUUAUCGUUUGCUUCUACAUCCUGGUGUCACUGAAGAACAAAUCGAAGAAUUCAUGUCACCUAUUUCUCAACUAGCUGAACAAUUACCUAAAUUUGAAUUAGUCGUCUUUUUCGAUGAAGUCAAUACAUCUUCAUGUCUUGGUUUAUUCAAAGAAAUGUUUAUGGAUGGAACAUUACAUGGACUUACUUUACCAAAAAAUAUAUUCUUCACUGCAGCUAUUAAUCCAUUAAUAAUUUCGAGAGAUAAUUCUCAGGAUGAUCUUCAAGUUCAUCGUCGUGAUUAUCUUGUACAUGAAUUACCACAAUCAUUAGAAAGUUUAAAAGUUUUCUAUGGAGUAUUAGAUACAAACACAUUGGAAGAUUAUAUUAAACAGAAAAUAGCAACAUUCACGAUUGUUUCAACAGAGGAUUCUAAAAUACAAAUGCCAUUAGAAGCAUAUGCACGAGAAAUUCUAGCUCAAUCUAUUCUUAACGCACAACAAUUCUGUGAAGAACGUCUCGGACGAAAUUCUGUCUCACAAAGAGAAAUUCAAAGAUGUUUCAAUCUUAUUGAUUUCUUUUGGAAAAUGAAAUAUGAUGAAGAUGAUGGUAUGCCAAAUCCAAUACGAUGUAUUGCUUUAUCCAUAGCAUUGAUUUAUUAUUUUCGACUUCCAACAAACGAAGAUAAUUUACAACGAAAAGAUUCGACUACUCCAUCACGUGAAGAACUCGGUGAACUUCUUACUCGAACUAUACCAGAAUUUGUUGACGUUAUACAAAAUGAGCUUGGCAAAUUUGUUAAUACUGAUAACUUUGUUAUUCCACAUGGAGUCGCUGUUAAUCAAGCUAUUCGUGAACAUAUCUUUUCAAUUGUUGUUAGUAUUGUUACUCGAACACCAUUAUGUAUAAUUGGUGCUCCUGGUCAAUCGAAAACACUUUCAUUUCAAAUUGUGUUACAAAAUCUUCAAGGCUCUCAAUUAUCAACAAAAUCUUUUUGUAAACGUUUACCAGCUAUUGAUCCAUUCUUUUGUCUUGGUUCAAAAUACAGUCGAUCAGAAGAUAUUGCAUAUAUAUUCGAUCGAGCUAUCAAACGUGAACAACAAUAUCAACAAAAUCGAAUUGAUACACGAUGUGUUGUGUUUCUGGAUGAAGCAUCAUUACCUGAUGAGAAAAAAAUGGUUUUAAAAGUUUUACAUCCUUAUUUAGAUGAAUGUAAAGUUGCAUUUGUAGCUGUAGCUAAUAAAUCAUUCGAUGCUGCUAAUGCUAAUCGAAUGAUUUGCAUUUAUCGAUCAUUACCAUCAAAAGAUGAUCAAAAAAUAUUAGCAUAUGGUUGUCUUGGUUUACAAAUCAACCACCAACAAGUGACUAACAAAAAUUCUUUCGAUGAUAUUAUUUUUGGACUUUGUCAAGGGUAUCGUCAAUUACUGACUAAUUUAAAUAUUCCUCAUAUUUUUCAUGAUCGAGAUUUUAUUUAUAUGCUAAGAGAAUUACGUUUUGAAUUAUUAACAACGACAGAAAAUCAGGAAAUAAGUAUUAAUACUAUUAAACCGAUUAGUUUAUUACGUGCAUUGGAAGAUAAUUUUAAUGGAAUAAAACCAAAUGAAUUUGAAGAAUUAGUUCGUAUCUUUUUUAAUGCUAUUAAAGAAAAAUCUCCUUAUUUUUGUUUACCAUCCAACUGGCAAAAAACUUCUCGUGAUAUUCCAACUAUUCUUCGUGAAUCAAUGAAACUUGAUUCAACACGGCGACGUCUGUACGGUCGUUAUAAAUUAAUUAUUGAUGAAUCAGAAGAUGAAAGUGCAGUUAAUCUUCUACUACAAACAGGUAUUAUCGAUUCUGAUCUUAAUCGAACAACUAUCUUCCGUAUGUCUGAUUUUUCUGAUGAUAUUAAUAAUGAACUACGAAAUGUUGAAAUCUUAUCCACCAUUAAAUUAUGCAUGGAAACAGGGAAAACAAUCUUAAUGGUCAAUACAGGUCGAAUACAUGGUUCACUUUAUGAUGUUUUCAAUCAAAACUUUUCAAUAAUGGCAACGGGUGAUAUGAGAAAGAUCUUUUCUAAAGUUGCUAUUGGUCCAAAAACCAUCGAUGUAGUUGUGCAUGAAGAUUUUCAAUGUAUUGUUCAUAUUAAACGAAGUGAAUUUAAAGAUAUUCCACCACCUUUUCUUAGUCGUUUUCAAAAAUAUUCAUUAAGUAUUAAUGAUUUUUAUCGUAUCCGAUUGCAAAAACUUCCUCAAAACGAACAGUAUAUUUUGAAGAAUGUUGAAGAAAAAUCCCAAUCAUUUAUUCAACAUUUUGGACGAGAAUAUUUUUAUGGUUUGAAUGAAAGUACUCUUUAUUCAUGUCUUCUACCAUUAAUUCAAAUAAAUGAUAAUGGAGAUCAUUCUCUAUUAAAUGUAGAUCAACAUUAUACGCAAUUAACGAUCAAAUUAAAAUCGUUUAUUGAACAGAAUCCUAUGGAUAUUCAACAAUGUCUUCUUCGAUUAGUACUAUCGAAAUUAAUUCAACUCGUUUCACCUGAAUCAAUUAUAUUAAAAUUGCCAGCAUUUGAAGAAAAAGUUGAACAAUGGUUAUGUAAUUUAUAUUUUCAACAACAAGAACAUUUUAACAUUGAAACUUUUAUUUCACAAUUAAUUUUAAAUCCUUUGAUCGAUGUUGAUAAUCAUGAAUUAUUACCAUCAAAUAAUAUAAACAUUACAACAAAAGUGAUUAUAUUUACGAGAACAUCAUCUUAUGUUGUUGGUCUAAAUCAACAAUCAAAAAAUGAAUUAUUCAAUAAUGAUAAUAACACCAGUGAAACGAUAGAAAUACUGAAUUUGGGUGUAAUUGAAAACUCUGUUGAGUUGCAAGAGAAAUUUCAUAACUAUGAAAAUGAUCGGACGAAAAAUGUAUUAAUUAUUGUAAUCGAUGCUCGAAUCGGACAGCAACGUUUACAUAUACCUUUCGUUCGGCAACUCAUUGAUAAAACAGAAUACUCUUGCAAUGCUAACAAUCGAACGAAGCCAAAGCAUUUUCUUAUGCUUUUACAUUCUCCAUCUCAAGACUUGUAUCAUCAAUCCUGUUUUCCAUCUAUAUUUUUGAAAGAUUGGGAUUAUUAUUUCUUUGAUACAUGUGCACCAGGAAGUGCAUUUCAUCUGCAAAAAAUGUUACGAAUUUUAUCAUCAUCUCAUGAUCAACAACAGCCAGCAACUGACAAUAUUCUAUGUGAUUUGAAUAUUCUUUUCGAAGAUUGUCUAUGGGAUUUUUGUUCUCGAAUUCAAAUUAUACUUCCUGAAUUACCACAAGAUAUGUUUACAAAUCAAAUGGCUUAUGAAUUUUAUAAUCGUCAAACAAAUACAAUGCGUCGUGUUAAAUGUUUAAAACAGAUACUUCAACAAUCGAUAGAAUUACAAAAACGUAUUGUUAAUAUUUAUCAUGAACAUUUAUUAACUAAGAAAAAUUCUUCGAAAAAAAUUUAUAAUUUAAUUUAUCAAAUUUCUAAAGAUAUUCUUUGUGGAAAACGUUUCGAUGGUCUCAUAGGUUCGAUACAAUCACAAACACGAAUUUCAUUUACAAAUUUUGUUUCAAAUAUUUUUAAAUUUAUUGUCAAUGAUUAUGGAUUAGAAACAUUACCAAAUUUAUCAACAGAUCAGAAUAAUUCUACUUCCUUAAUGAAUCUAAUUGAUUAUCAAUCGUUUGCUAUCAAUGAUGAUAAAGAUAUAUUUUCUUCAUCAACAACACAAGGAAUAUUUCAACUUGUGACGCAUUAUUCUUGCAUACCACAAACUCCAUUGUAUCAUUUAUUUCAUCAACGUAUCAAAUCGCAUGCAGAUGAGAUUAAAUUAACACUCAUUCUCAAACAAACGGAGAAUAAAGAAACCGAAGAUGGCUUACGUCGUGAUUACUAUACUAUUCUACCAAUAACUAUUGUCGAUGAAAAUGAAACUACUCAAUACACAUUCGAACAAUUCCGAUCGAAAUUAAUUAAUUCGAUGUUAAACGAUAAAAUCUUAACUGAUAUUAUUUGUGAACGUAUUCUUUAUUCUUAUUCAAAUGAUCUUGUUCGAACAUUUUGCACAAUCAUUGAGAAUAAUUUUACUAAUGAUAUUAUUCAAUGUCAACAAACAGUUGAAUUUGUUUCACGCCGAUGGUUAUUACUUAUUGAUGAUAAUGAUCGACAAUUACUAGAUGCAUAUCCUAAUAAAAAUCUAUGGCUUCUUGCUCAUGUUUAUACUUCGAUAGAAUAUGAUCAAAAUGAUCUUAUUUCAAUUUAUUCAGCGUGUCGAAUUAUGGAUCGUCUUGAUCCUACACGAUCAUUCUAUGAGAAUUUAUUUAAUGACGAUGAUGUAACACGUUCAAAUGUACGUGAAACAUUUUUUCGAUUAAUCUUCGAUUAUUUAUGGAAAAAUCUUUGUCAAUUAUGUUCAAAUCAUGAGAAUAGUGAAGCAUGGAUUUAUACUUACACAUUCAUUUCGAAAUAUUAUCCAUCGGAAAAAGUUUUACAAAGUAUGCAACUUAUUGAUAUUAAAAAUCAAAUUGAAUUUAUGAAUUUGGCUUAUCUUAUUUUGAUGAAUGAAAAAACACCUGAACCACAAGAAUUAGUAUCAAAUUUACUUAGAGAAACAAACUUCAAUCAAACAUCUAUUUGUCUAAGAUUAUUUCCGAAAAUGAUCGAUAUCAUUUAUCGAUAUUUGGAAAAUAAAAAUGUUGAGAAUUCGACAUUGAUGAUCGACCUUCAACAAUGGAUAAUAUCUAUAUUGAAAUCAAUGAUAGAAUUAUCUAAACAAGAUAUUUGUUUUCUUUUUAAAUAUUUGGAUCAACCAACUUGUAAAUUAUCUUUAUCAAUGAAACAAUUUCUAUUCGAUGAAUUAGUUAAUAUUACUCUCAAAUUAAAACAACAAACUAAGCAAACUUUCGAUAUAUGGGAUCGUUUAGAUUUACUUCCAAUUCUCAUCGAAUGUUUAACAAAUGUUAAUCUUCUUCAAAACUAUCAAAUACCAUAUCAUCCAUCGAUAUUUUCUCUCGAUAAUAAUCGACCUACAAUAAGACAAACAUUACUUGAUUUAUAUUUCUUUCAUCUCAGACGUCAAAUGAAUAAUGAAACAAUUACUUCUAAAGUUAUUAACAAAGGAAUGUUAUUAGAAAUUCCUAAAAUCGAAAACAGACUCUUUUUACCUCUUGUAGAAAAUCUUUUUAAACAAUUAAAAGAUUAUUUUCGCUUAAGAAUGAUUGCACUAUUAUUAUGUCAAACAGAUUUACAAAGUGAAGAACAAAACACAAUCAAUCCUAUUUUAUCAACAACUAUCAAUGAACUUUUAUCGAUCGAUCAACAACCGAUUCAAUUUAGUAAUCAUCUUCAACUUUUUCUAUCGACAAUUAUAUCGAAACAAUCGUGGAAUUUUCUUUUGAAUUUAUUAAAAUCCGAUUAUAUUCAACACUUGAAUAAACUGUGGGCGACGACUUUAUAUGAUUUACUUGAAUUAAAUCAAACAUUUCAACAGAAUAAAUCUUUACAAUUAUGUCAUCGAAUACAAUUUACAUUAUCGACAAAUAAUAAUUCAUCGAUAUUUCCAAAACUUCAUCAACCCUAUGAAGAAUUAAGAGAAAUAGUUAACAUAUGUGUUAGAGAUAAUACUAAACCAAAUCAAUGGAAAUCUUUAUCUGAUUGGAUUCAAUUAAAACUAAAUUCUGAUCCAGCUAAAUUGAAAUUAAAUGAAAUUAAAUCAAUGUUAUUAUUAAAUAUUUAUUAUGAGUAUUAUUGUAAUAAUAAGUUAACGUUAAUUAGUUCAUUAUUAGAAAUAAUUCAAAAUGUCUUACAAUUAUCAUCGGAAGAAUUUCGAGUUUUUUGUAUUCUUAUACAACCAGAACGAUAUAUGAUUGGAUAUUCAUUAGAAAACGAUAAUAACUCUAUUAAUAAUUUAUUUAAACUUGAUUGUCAAAAUGAAUUUGACUUAGGUUUACGUCAUAUGCUUGUUAAUUUAAUGGCAAUGAUUUUAUUAGGUGGUAAACAAUCGUUUCUUUGGACAUUUGCAUUUCAAUCAUUCGCUCUAGAGAAUACUUUUGGUUUUGGUUCGACGUCGAUAAAUAUUAUUCAAGGAAAUGGUGUGCAUUACGAUUGUGGUUGUAUCAUUUCACAAAAUGGUGAUUUAAUACGGUAUGCAAACAGAGGAAAUGAAAGUGUAUUGAAUGUUCCAGCAGUUUAUGUUGCUUAUUUUUCUACAUUUGGUGCAUUGGCUUGGCAUUUAUUAUUAUUUGAAACAUCCGUUGAAAAUUUACAUGGUCCUAUUCUCACACCAACGGCUAUUGCCGAUAUUACACCUACUUAUCGACUUAGUGGUGAUAGUAUUCGAGCUAAAGUUUGUAAUUUUGUUUGUACUAGAUUAUUAUCAACAUUUCAUUGGCUAUCAGUUCGAUCAAAUCCAGAUGAUGCUUGUAUUCUGUUAAAUCAUUGUUUUGAACAAAUGGCUUUUCUAACACAAAAUACCAAUUCAUGGAUUAAACCUGUCUACACGACAUUACACGAUCAAGUUAAAGCUGAAGAAAAAUAUCAAAAUGAAGUAUUUUAUUUUGUUUAUGAAAAACUAGCUGAAUAUAAAACUUAUAUUAAUCAAUUAAAUUUAAAAUCCCAAAUUCAAACAAAUCUCCAGAGUUUUACUGAUCAAAUGCCCCUUAUUAUUCAAUUUACACAUUUUAAAACUGAAUUACAUCGUCAAAUACAUUCAAAAUCAUCUCUUAAAAUUUUACGUCAUAUUCUUGAUUCUAUGGAGUUUUUAAAAAAGACAAAAUUAAUAUAUGAUCUUAGUCAAUUCUAUCUUCUUUUACAUCAAACAUACACACAAUUAAUUGAUCAAAAUGAAUUUGUAACAAUAACAUUACAACAAUUGUACGAUCGAGGUGAAAAACAUUAUAAUCAUUCUCAGUAUCAGCAAAAUCAGAAUGAGAGUAAAAAUCAUCAUUUGAUUAUUCAAAAUGGAAUCGAUGCUGUCAAUAUGUAUCAUCAAUUCGCUGAUGGUCUCAUUCGACCAGGUGCUUGUGAUGAAACUCAACGUUUUACAACGAUUACAUUCGAUACACCAGUGAAUUAUUUAGUUACUAACGAAAAUUAUGAUGAAGGAGAUAUUAUCAGGCGCAUGCUCAGUGUCUUGGUCGACUAUCACAAUAAUUUAUUGGAUCUACUCGAAAAAGAAUUGAAUAACAAUCAAACUCAUACUGUUGGUGUUUUGAAAAAUUUGAUUAAUGAAUUAACAUCAAAAGAAGUUUCGAUUUCACAAGUAGCAAAAGAUAGUACCGGUGUUAUUACACUGAACGACGAGAAUUGCUUAUGGAUUGAACAGUUAUCUCGAGCAAGUCUUAUUAAUAAUGAAGAACAAGAUUUCUUAACUGUAGAUUCACGAUUAAAAUUUGAUUUUGUCUAUGUUCAAUCACAGAUUAUUCGAACAUUUCUUCUUCUCUGUCGUAUUAACUAUCAACAUAUUAUUCAAAAAUAUCAAUGUCACACAAAACGAAAUCAAGCAACAACAACAACAAAUGAUAUAGAAAGUUUAAAUCUUGAUGAAAAAUAUUUACUUCCACUUAGUAAUGAGCAACUUGAGGGUGAAUGGAAUUAUUUAAAAGAUAUGUUAUUAGAUAAACUUUAUCAUGCUUACAAUCUUCUAAGACAAAUAGCAUUAACAUUAAAAAAUCAUCGAGAUGAUAAAUCAUCUCUUAAUCUAUAUCAAUUUGCUGAAACAAUGGAUCACGAUAAUGAUAUUCAUCAACGAUUAGAACAAUAUGAAAUCAAAGAUUUCCAACUAUGUCAUAUCGAUGAUAUACUUAAACUCUAUGCAGAAUCUAUUAGUGGCUUUCAACAUUUGUUUACCGAUAUACAUCCUCUACUUCGAAUUCCGAUUGAUACUCAAUUAAAUAAAGAGCUUAUUCGAAAUUUUGAUGCAAACAUAAUUAAAAAUGAUCUUGACAAGAUCCAAUUGACUAUUCAAACAAUUACUGAAUUUCUCAAUGAAUUAAAAACUAUUGAAAAUACUCUUCUUCAACGAUCUACUCAAUCAUUAACAGAGACAUGUCAACAUUUAGCAAUCGAAAAUUCAAUUCUUUCUUCUAUACCAGAAAGAAUAAAAUGUGAAAAUUAUGUCGAGAUUAGUAUUCAUUUAAUUCGAACACGAUCAAUUCUUCAAGAACGAAAAAUGAAUAUUGAAGUAAAAGAAAUGAAAUUAUGGAAUGAAAAUUUCAAUUCAUUCGAACAACAAGAGAAACAAGAAAAUCGUUUUCAGCAAUAUUUACAAUCAGAAGAUGAAUCUGAACAGCAAAAUACUGAUGAAUUAAGUGAUUGGGUUAUUCCUUCAAUGGAAAUAGACGAUGCAAUAAUAAACAAUCUACCUGAUAUCAAAAACAAACAACAAUUUGAAGGUUACUCCGACGAGCAUAUUGAAUUAAAUUUGAAAUUAGUUUCAAGUACAUCAUCAGCAUUUAUUCAACAGAUACAUAAAUAUCGAGAAGAACACAAAUUAGCACCGACCAUUACAACUAAACCAAUACAAAAGUUUACAAUUAUAAAUCCAGAUGGAAAAUCUAUCACAUAUAUGUGGAAACGUGAAAAGUUCUGCGAACAAUUAAGAAAAUUAUUUGAUGAUAAAAAGUACGAUCUUGAUACGUUGGUUGUUAUAGAUAAAAAUGAAAUAUUUGUUGAUUUUAUUAACAAUGAUUAUCAUCCACCUCAUCAACCUCUUACUGAAUAUCGUAUUAUUGAAAAACAACUCUUAGUUGAAAUUCAGUUUCAAUUCCAAACAACAGUAUUUAAAUAUCAAUCGACAUUAUCAAGUCACGUUUCAACUCUUAUCAAUCGUUUAAUCGAUAAUGAUCGUCUAUCAUCAGAAAGUUGUCUUUGCUUCUUUGAUGAAUAUGGUAAAUGUAUCGAUGAUGGAAUCGUCGGUGAUCUUUGUAAAACGAAUAAUAAACCGAUCACUAUCUUCGUAACAGAAGAAACAUUCGAUACUAAUAAUCUAUGUGAAUUAAUUUUACGAUACAAAGAAGGUCGAAUUCAAACGAGCUUAUUUCAUCCUACAACAAAAUGGCAACAAAUCGAUCUUUGGUUAAAAACUCUUUCACAAAUAAAUGAACCACCUAUCGAUGAUUUGGCUUUUGUUAUGAGAAAACAGAAAGUAAUUAUUGAUAAUAGUCAAACAAUAUCUUCAAUAAUCGAUCAAACUGAGCCAAUGAUAGUCGAUGCUAUCAAUAGAAAUAUUACUACGAAAGUUAUUUUCUCUUAUGAAACAAAUACUCAACUUAUUCAUACAUUAAAAUCAAUGAAAAUUUCGACUUUAUUAAAAGAUGAAAAUCUUCUACGACAAUUAAAUUUAAUUGAUAGUUUUCUAGAUGAUUGUAUUCUUCUAUUAGGAGAAACAAGUGAUGAGAUUUUGAUCACAGAUGAUGUAGGUCAUUAUUCAAUCUUGGAAAAUCAACCAGUUCAUUUUCGAAUAACAGUUGCAAUACAAAUAUUAAAAUAUGAUGAUAAAGAACAGAUUAAAAUACCUCUAUCGAAUAGAAAUACAACUAUAAAACAAUUAUUAGAAUUAACAGGCAAAUCCAUCGAUAUUUACAAAUAUUUAGCUUCGAAUGAGACUCAAAGAGUUAUUGAUGCUAACGUAAUUCUUUCAAAUAUCAAUCAGACUAGAUUUAUUCUUCUAAAAGAAAAUGAAACAUGUCUUGUAUGGAUUAACAAAUCGAAUGAAUCGCUUCUCGAAAAGGAAAAUGAAAAGUAUCAGAGAUAUUUUAUUCAUGCUACUAUAGAUGACAUUUGCAAAGAAUAUCAAAUCGAUGUUUUACAUCAAUAUCUUGUAUACUCGAAUGAUUUCGUUCCAUCCGUAGACACUCAACUAAUAUCUUUUCAAUCCGAAUCACCUGCUCGAUUUAUCGUAACCGACGACAAUUUGCCAGUUACUGUUACAGUACAGAAGAGUGGAAACAAUCAGUCAAUUUAUUUUAAUUGUUCAAUGGUGAUUACAAUCAAACGUUUACACUCUAUUUCGUGUGAAUUAUUUGGUUUAAGCGAGAAUUGUUAUCAGUUAACACUAGACGAUGGCACAUUAAUCGAAGAUGAUAUCUCGUUAGAGGAUAUGGAUGAAACCAUAACCGAUAUUCAAUUUCAAUUAAUUUCUACGAUGCCUAUGAAUUGUUCAAUUCUAUAUUCAGAACAAACAAUAACAUUACCUUGCUAUCAAGAUACACUGGCAUCGACUAUUGCCAAAGAAACACUGGAAAAACUACACAUUCAAUAUGAUAAUAUUGACAAAUAUGAAUUGGUUGCAUUGACUACUGAUCGACCUCAGAUUGAUUUUGAUUUAUCAAUUAAUGACAUCCAUCAGUUAUUUCCUUCCAUGUCUAUGAUAAUACCACUUGAAUUAAGAAAGAAGGACGAAUAG